Molecule: messenger RNA, 1347 nt
Organism: Penicillium taxi
Lineage: Eukaryota; Fungi; Ascomycota; Eurotiomycetes; Eurotiales; Aspergillaceae
Product: trans-hexaprenyltranstransferase
Exons: 2
Coding region: 1-1347 (448 amino acids)
Biological process (GO): isoprenoid biosynthetic process; ubiquinone biosynthetic process
Cellular component (GO): transferase complex
Molecular function (GO): prenyltransferase activity
Source: RefSeq, a predicted model, not a curated record
AUGCGGGCUCGAACCGUUUCAGCUGGGCUGGCUCUCACACGAACACCCUCAACGUCGGUGUGUUCGCAAUGCCUCCUUGACGACUUGCUUUCUACACACAUCACAGCUCAAUCUCGAAAAUAUCAUCCUACUCGCCGACGGGAUAUCUCUCCGAUUGGGGCCGCAGUGUCAGCGGCCCAGACCAUCCUCAAGGGUCUGCCGAAGGCUCCUCCAGGAAUUUCAGUCGACCCGUUGCGAAUUGUCGGCAAGGAGCUGAAAUUCUUGACGAAGAACAUUCGCCAGCUGCUUGGGUCUGGUCAUCCUGCGCUUGACAAGGUUGCUAAAUACUAUACACACAGCGAGGGCAAGCACAUGCGGCCAAUGCUGGUUCUGCUUAUGUCCCAAGCGACAGCUUUAGAUCCUCACAAGGAAGCUUCCAAUCCCUCCAACCCAAGCCCUGUCGAUAAUCCUUUCAGUGCUCCUUCAAUCCUUGAUGAUAGCAACCCCGAUAUGAACCCGCUAGUUGAUAAAUCCGCCGAGGCCAAGUACGACUUUACUGGCGACGACAAAAUUCUCCCAUCGCAGCGCCGCCUGGCUGAAAUUACUGAACUUAUCCAUACCGCAUCCCUCCUCCACGACGAUGUCAUUGAUAGCGCGGUGAGCCGUCGAGCUAACAGCUCGGCUAACAUGGCUUUCGGUAACAAAAUGGCCGUGCUUGCAGGAGACUUCCUGUUGGGACGAGCAUCAGUGGCUUUGGCCCGACUUAGAGACCCCGAGGUUACUGAGCUGAUGGCAACUGUGAUUGCAAACCUCGUCGAGGGCGAGUUCAUGCAGUUGAAGAACACAGCCCGGGACGAGCCUAACCCCGCCUACACGGACGAAACCCUGGAAUACUAUCUUCAGAAGACCUACUUGAAAACCGCCAGCUUGAUUAGCAAGUCCUGUCGGUCUGCUGCUGUGCUCGGUCGGAGUUCCCCGGAGGUUAUCGAGGCUUCGUAUCUCUAUGGCCGUAACCUGGGUCUGGCAUUCCAGCUGGUGGAUGAUAUGUUGGAUUACACUGUCACCGAAGCUGAGCUAGGUAAGCCAGCAGGUGCUGAUUUGGAGCUUGGUCUGGCCACCGCUCCAUUACUGUUUGCUUGGAAGGGCAACGCUGAGCUUGGGCCUUUGGUUGGUCGCAAGUUCAGCAAGGAGGGCGACGUGCAGCGAGCCCGUGAGAUCGUAUACCACAGUGAUGGUGUUGAGCAGACCCGUCAGCUGGCCCAGGAUUACGCUGACAAGGCUGUGGCUGCUAUCAGCGGAUUCCCUGACAGCGAAGCCAAGCAGGGACUGAUCGACAUGUGUGAGAAGACCAUGCGCCGAAGGAAGUAA